GGUUGGACUUGCUACCUGCAAAACUCUCCGAAAAUGAUAAAUCUCUCUCCCUCCCGCCUCCGCUUCUGUCCCCUUUCUAUUCCGGCGGCAGUGAGGCGGACAAUCUAGCACACCACUACAGCAAGGGGGUCGCCAGGAACCGCACCGACGAGGAGGCCUACGCCGUGCUCCGCGAAUGCGACAUGGCUCCCAACGAGACGGCGCAGAAGCUGCUCCUCCAAGGAGCCCAAAAUGCAUGGGAUAUGCUGUCUGAGGAGCAAUCACAGAAACACAUCACUACUGGCUCUGGUGACCUGAACGGCAUACUUGGUGGAGGGAUUCAUUGUAAAGAAGUUACUGAGAUAGGUGGGGUUCCAGGAAUUGGUAAAACUCAACUGGGGAUUCAGCUAGCAAUCAACGUCCAAAUUCCCGUGGACUAUGGUGGCCUUGGCGGCAAAGCAAUUUAUAUUGAUACAGAGGGCAGUUUCAUGGUUGAACGCGUCUAUCAAAUUGCUGAAGGGUGUAUCAGUGACAUAAUGGAGUAUUUUCCAUGCCACCAUGACAAGUCGUCAUCUGGCCAAGAAAAUCUGCAGCCCGAGAGUUUCCUGGCAGGAAUCUACUACUUCCGAAUAUGCAGCUACACUGAACAGAUUGCGGUGAUAAACUAUCUGGAGAAAUUCCUCGGAGAACAUAAAGAUGUGAGAAUAGUUAUUAUUGAUAGUGUUACUUUCCACUUCCGACAAGAUUUUGAUGAUCUGGCUCUGAGGACUAGAGUGCUCAGUGGAUUAUCAUUGAAGUUGAUGAAGCUUUCAAAGUCAUAUAACUUGGCGGUUGUCUUGUUGAACCAAGUAACUACUAAAUUUACAGAAGGAUCAUUUCAGUUAACUCUUGCUCUAGGUGACAGCUGGUCCCACUCGUGCACAAAUCGACUGAUUCUGUACUGGAAAGGGAACGAGCGGUGUGCAUACCUGGACAAGUCCCCUUCACUUCCUGUAGCUUCAACACCGUAUGCAGUGACAAGCAAAGGGGUGAGAGACGCUGGCAGUUCAAGCUGCAAGCGAGUUAGGGUAAUGUAGCAACGUUGAAAUGCAUGGUCUCGCAUCCAAAGAAUUGCGCCGUUCGCUUAGGAAAAGUGAAGUAGCUACUGGAAAAGUGAAGUAGUAGUAGUAGUAGUAGCUACUGGAAAAGUGAAGUUCAACUCAUUUGGUUGACCCAGUGAUUCAAAGAUGCACCCAGUGCCCCAACAUGUAAAAUGUCAUAUGACAGCAUAUCUGCAAUCUGCCGUGAACAUGAUCGGAAAUGGGUAGUAGUAGCACGCAGUGCCUCAACUAUUGAGACUAGAAGCGUUGCGCGCGCUUCACUGUGCCGGUUGUA
Messenger RNA from Triticum dicoccoides, 1353 nucleotides. It is a transcript of the gene RAD51C, whose product is annotated as RAS associated with diabetes protein 51C. Gene Ontology annotation, biological process: DNA repair; meiotic DNA recombinase assembly; reciprocal meiotic recombination. Gene Ontology annotation, molecular function: ATP binding; crossover junction DNA endonuclease activity; ATP-dependent DNA damage sensor activity. Gene Ontology annotation, cellular component: Rad51B-Rad51C-Rad51D-XRCC2 complex; replication fork; Rad51C-XRCC3 complex. The transcript has 8 exons. Bases 183 to 1055 code for a protein of 290 amino acids. The record is from RefSeq and is a predicted model, not a curated record. Lineage: Eukaryota; Viridiplantae; Streptophyta; Magnoliopsida; Poales; Poaceae.